This is a messenger RNA of Sinocyclocheilus rhinocerous, 1553 nucleotides long. RefSeq names its product zinc-binding protein A33-like. Gene Ontology annotation, molecular function: protein binding; zinc ion binding. The transcript is spliced from 6 exons. Lineage: Eukaryota; Metazoa; Chordata; Actinopteri; Cypriniformes; Cyprinidae. The coding region runs from base 114 to 1493 and encodes 459 amino acids. The record is from RefSeq and is a predicted model, not a curated record.
UCCUGCCAUGCUGCAUCUCUCAAGUACCUGAGCAAAACAAUGAGGAAAUGCUUGAGGCAUUUAUGUCUGAAUAGCCUGUCGAGCUGGGUUUUUGGAGUUCUUACAAACUGAAAAUGGAGUCAAUAUCUGUGGAAGAGCUUUCUUGUCCCGUGUGCUGUGAGAUCUUCAGAUCUCCUGUGUUUCUGUCAUGCAGUCACAGCGUCUGUAAAGACUGUCUUCAACAGUUCUGGAGAACCAAGAGAACUCAGGAGUGUCCGGUCUGCAGGAGAAGAUCCUCAAAAUCGGAUCCUCCUGGAAAUCUUGUGUUAAAGAACCUGUGCGAGUCCUUCUUGAACGUUGAGGAGGUUUGUGAUUUGCAUGGUGAGAAACUCAAACUCUUCUGUGUGGAGGACAGAGAGUCUGUGUGUUUAGUGUGCAGAGAUUCAGAAAAACACACUCAUCACAAAUUCAGGACAAUCAGUGAAGUUCUUCCAUCUUACAAGGAGGAACUCACUAUCAAGCUGAAGUCCUUACAAGAAAAGCUCAAACACACAGAGGAAGUCAAAGGAGAGUGUGAGGAAGCAGUUCAACACAUCCAGACUCAAGCUCAGCACACAGAGUGUCGAAUGAAUGAGGAGUUCAAGAAGCUUCAUCAGUUCCUCAUUGAUGAAAAAGAGGCAAUAGUCACUGCACUGUGGGAGGAAGAGGAGCAGAAGAUUCAGAUGAUGAAGCGGAAGCUGGAGGAGAUGAACACACAGAUCUCGGCUCUUUCAGACACGAUUAAAGACAUCGAGGAGCAAAUGAAAGCCAAAGAUCCUGCGUUUCUAAAUAACUUCGAAGCCACAAUGGAAAGAGCCCGGAGCCCACAGCAGGAGCCACACAUGAGUCCUGGAGCUUUGAUUAAUGUGGCAAAUCACUUGGGCAACCUGACAUUUGGAGUCUGGCUGAAGAUGCGAUAUAUUGUCCAAAAAGCUCCUGUGAUUCUGGACCCCAACACUGCACAUCCUGAACUCAACCUGUCUGAUGAUCUGACCGGUCUGACAUGGAGCACAGACACUCAAGCCGUUCCCGCGAAUCCAGAGAGGUUUGACGUCUAUCCAUGUGUUCUGGGCUCUGAAGGCUUUAUGUCAGGAACACAUUGCUGGGAUGUGGAGGUUGGCGACAAUACGCACUGGACUCUUGGAAUAACCACAGCAUCCAACCCCAGGAAGGGAUUCACGUUCUUUGGCAAAGAUGUUUGGUGCAUGUGGUACAAAAAUAAAGAAUAUUUCUCUUAUUACCAGGAGCAAGCCUACACUCCUAUUAGUGUUAAAGAGAAGCUGCAGAGGGUGAGAGUUCUGCUCGACUGGGAUCGAGGAAAAGUGUCAUUUUCUGAUCCUGUAACCGACACUCAGCUGUGCUCAUUCACGACAACCUUUACACAGAGACUCUUUCCCUUCUUCUCUAGUGUUUGUGUCACUUCUAGUUUGAGGAUCCGACCGGUUAAAAUAUUUGUGACAGACAAGCACAGUUAGAUGUGAUUCUGUAUAUUUCAUGUUGGAAAUCAUGUGCUUAAUAAAUACUUUUUCAUUGCA